Molecule: messenger RNA, 2004 nt
Organism: Spizellomyces punctatus DAOM BR117
Lineage: Eukaryota; Fungi; Chytridiomycota; Chytridiomycetes; Spizellomycetales; Spizellomycetaceae
Exons: 6
Coding region: 11-1891 (626 amino acids)
Biological process (GO): peptidyl-lysine monomethylation
Cellular component (GO): nucleus
Molecular function (GO): protein-lysine N-methyltransferase activity; protein binding
Source: RefSeq, a predicted model, not a curated record
GGCCCACCCAAUGACGACAGUUGAAAAACGCAAGAGCAAUCCACUGCCGGAUCGACUGGAGAAAAAACUAAAGUCUUCAGAUACGCGAGAAACAGCGGAAAAGUACUCGGAAUGUGUACGAGAUCUGUUAAAAUGGGCCGUGGAACAGGGCGCGGACGUGGAUAACCUGGACUUUCGAGAAGAAGCGGGGGACGAUCCCUUCAACGCUACUCGAACAGUUUAUGCACGUCGUGCCAUUUCAUGUAAUAGCCCUAUCGCCCAGAUCCCUGCCCACCUUAUCCUUUCUGAAGCGACGGCACGGACGUCUCACCUGGGCGCUCGGCUUACGAAGCACUUUGUCGAUAACCCCGCAACCUAUUCUCUGCUGUCACAAAGUAAUCGAGACCCUUACGCUCCAGGACUCAUCCUUCUCUCUGCAUAUCUCAUCUACGAGAGAUAUGAAAAUCCAACGUCAUUUUGGCGCCCAUACCUGGAGGUUCUACCACGGCGGUAUGAGCUACCCAUCUGGUGGGAGGAAGAGGAGAUUGAUCGACUUUUGGGAGGAACUGGACUGAAGCACAUUGUGAGAGAGCGAAGGAAAGUGUUGGAAACCGGCUUGAAGGUUCUGCAGGAUGUCUGUGGUGAUCUUUUUAAGAAACAUAGCUUGACAUGGGAAAAUAUGCUGUGGGCAUAUUCAGCAAUUUCGAGCCGAGCAUUUCCGCGUUCAAGAAAUGACACAUCCCGUGAAGACCGUGAGCAUGCUGCCGAGGAGGCUGUAGAAGUUGCAGAGGGAACCAGUGAACUGUGCUUGUAUCCAAUCCUGGACAUGCUAAAUCAUCGUCGUGGCGAGCGGAUCGAAUGGCAGAUCGCUGACAAGACUAGCGUCACAUUUGUCACACUGGAUAACAUUGAGGCUGGAGCGCAAAUCUUCAAUAACUAUGGAGCGAAAGGGAAUGAGAACCUGCUCGGGAACUACGGUUUUGUGCUGAGCCCGAAUCCUGAAGACUACGUCAAGGUGGCCCUGAAUAUCUACGAUUCGGACCCUUUGGCAGAGAAGAAGCGGGAUAUGCUCGCUUGCAAGACUCCAAAUAGACUGGUUCAUCUCCUGUUUGCAGGAGACGACGAAGUCGAGCUUCCCAAAGAUCUGCUGACUGUAACACGCAUCUUGGUCAUGAACUCCUGUGAACUGAGUGCUACCUGGAAGGAUGACGCUAUCGUGGGAAGCAGGAAUGAAAUAGCAACUUUGGCGACCCUUUGGAGCUUGAUGAGCAAAAAGCUUUCAGAUCUGAGCAAUGUGGUUGUUCAAGAGGAUGGGAAGUACCGAACUAGGAUGGUCAGGACAUAUCGUGACGGCCAGAGUACGAUCUUGAAGCAUAACAUGAACCUCUGUCGUACAACUCUCCAAAAGUUUUUUGAAAGAGCACGUGCAGACCAUUACCGGGACGUUGUUCCGCCCACCUCCUCGAACGCACUUACUACGCUUCUGUUCCUCAACCUAACGAAUGAACACCUUUCGCACCCUUUUAUUAGUGCUGUUGACACUCUGCAGGCCUCAUUACAGGAGGAUUUUGCGGAAACCUUCGACGAGGACACACUUCUCUGUAUUGCUCUGCUUUUCGAAAAGACAAACAAGGAUAGUGUUUGGAAGCAGGUUUUGCCGGAUCUUUUACAACCCCAGGAAGUAGAGUCCAUCCUAGCAGAGCAAAAAGAGGAUAUUGUAGAGCACUUUGAAGAUGUUGUAAUGCCAGUUCUUCAGGUCGGAGGGGAUCUGUGCAACUGGAUACAGGUUAAUGAUUUCUUAUGGGCUGCCGCUGUUUUGGGCAAGUAUGGGGUAGCCUUGCCUGGUGAUAUGGUGGAUGGUAUCGAAGGGUUUGGACUGGUGAUGGUACCGCAAAAGUUGUUACUUGGCUAGAAUUAGAUUUAUAUCUGCGUCCACGAUGACAGAACUGUCUUUGUGGUCAGUCCCACUGUGCGAAGCCUUCGGCAGACCACCGCCCCGCAUGUUCCAAGCUGAAAGGGCACCCG